Lodderomyces beijingensis is the source of this 1179-nucleotide messenger RNA. The record is from the annotation of a GenBank genome assembly. NCBI's taxonomy places the organism in Eukaryota, Fungi, Ascomycota, Pichiomycetes, Serinales, Debaryomycetaceae.
AUGACUCCAGCUAGAACUUUGGAUAGAGAAGAGCCCAGCUAUUUUGGCGCAGGACCAGCACUCUUACCGACCGAUGUCCUACAACAAGCAGCAUACGACUUGCUUUCCUACGAAGGAGACGCCAUUGGCAUUGGCGAGAUCUCACACCGUUCUAAACCAGCCACUGCGGUGAUUGACGAAACCAAAAAGAAUCUCAAAACUUUACUCAAUGUGCCCGACAACUAUGAAAUUUUCUUUCUUCAAGGAGGCGGAACUGGGGGGUUUUCGGCAAUCGUUUACAACAUGAUGGCCCACUAUGCGAAAAAGACUGGCAAAAAGGGUAAAGCAGCCUACGCGGUGACAGGCGCAUGGUCUGCCAAGGCAUUUGAAGAAGCGCAAAGGUUAGGGUUUGACGCUUAUGCCGUUGCCAACACCAAAAAGGACAAUUACGGCGACAUUCCACCUUACUCUGAAUGGGGGCCCAUACAAGAAGACACGGCUUAUUUGUGGGUUUGCGACAACGAAACCGUGAAUGGGAACGAGUUCAGCGACAUACCGGGACCCGAGUAUUUGCCCCAGGACGUGCCACUAAUUGCCGACACCUCAUCCAACAUCUUGUCCAAACGGGUCGAUGUCAGCAAAUACGGCGCCAUCAUGGCGGGCGCCCAGAAGAAUAUCGGCAUUGCCGGCUUGACCAUUUACAUUGUAAGGAAGGACUUGUUGGAUCAAGCAAGCGAUGCCGAGUUGAGGAAAUUGGACGUUGCGUUGCUGCCCAUCGCCUGGAGUUUCCCGCUUGUUAUCAAGAACAACUCUGCUUACAACACGAUACCUUUAUUCACGUGUGAGAUUUUGAAGUUGGUUACGCGAAAGUUGAUUGCCGAGGGUGGAAUCGAGGAAAUCGAAAAGAUCAACGAAAGGAAAGCCAAGAUUUUGUACGGUGCCUUGGAGUCGCAGGCCAGUUUCUACAAAUUGCCUGUUUUCAACCAAAAUGCGAGAUCCAGAAUGAAUGUUGUUUUCAAGACCCCGAGCGAGGAGUUGGAUGCCCAGUUUGUCAAGGAGGCCGAUGCAAAGGGAUUGAAGGGAUUAAAGGGACAUAGAUCUGUCGGAGGUAUUAGAGCUUCGAUUUACAAUGCUGUUUCGCUCCAGAGUGUGGAGCAAUUGGCUGACUUUGUUGUUGCAUUUGCCAAAGCAAACUCUUGA